This is a messenger RNA of Passer domesticus (house sparrow), 4711 nucleotides long. RefSeq lists its product as uncharacterized. The record is from RefSeq and is a predicted model, not a curated record. The coding region runs from base 1 to 1092 and encodes 363 amino acids. The transcript is spliced from 5 exons. NCBI's taxonomy places the organism in Eukaryota, Metazoa, Chordata, Aves, Passeriformes, Passeridae.
AUGCCGGAGUGGGGGGGCGUCUGUCCUGCCACGUGGUCUGUGGUCACCGUGCCAACCGCACCCAGGAAGGGUCCCGUCUGUCCCGGCCGUCCCAUCCCCAGCUGCUCUGACCGUGCCGGCUGUGCUGGGCACCGCCGCUGCUACCGGGGUCUCCCGCCUGCUUUGUUGUCUCCGUCUCUCUGGGAGCCCCCCAGGAACCCCGUCCAGCCCCGAAUCGGCAGACAGCGGGGGGGCAGCCCCGACACAGCCAACAGCGGGGGGACACUCUCUCGUGCCCCGAGGGUACUGACGGCAGCUAGGCUAGUCGCCUUUGCAGCAGAAGAGACGCUAGGGACAUCGAAAAAGCCGGGGAUAGAGAAGCGGCAGUGGGGCAAGAUAAGAUCAUUUACGAGCUCCUUUUAUGACUCUAAGAAGAGCUCAUUGUUGAAUUUUACGGCCCUUGGACCUUCUCCGCCCUUCCUUCUCACUCAGAAACAGAAAAAGAAAGCUUGCUGGAAGGCUCGACUGAGUCAGGGCUUUGCGCCGACAGCAGGAAAAAAGCUGCUGGGCUCCUGCAGCAAGGCAAGGUGCUUGCACAGGGACAAGCACACCAGGGACCCACAGUGGCCGCGCCCUCAGUCUUGGGAACAGGCUUUGGAGCACCGGGAACACCCAAGUCGCUGGAGGCAGCAAACCGAGAAAGUCCCCAGUCUGUCAGUGAUCAGAACAUCAGUUUCAGCGCACCCUGAUGAGAAGUGGAACUGCUGUGGUGGUCAACCAGCGUCACUCAUCCGGCAGAAGAGGGCUGGCUGGACGGAUGUCUCGUCUCCCAGACAAAUCGGCCAGAGGCCCGCCGCCAGUGGGGGCUUUUUGCAAGAUUUGGUGAGGGGGCUUCCUCAUCUGCAUACCAGCUCUGAUGUCACCUCCCUCCUGCUACCUGCAGUCUUCAGGUGUUAUGUCUCAGGAGACAGCAAGGGGACAAUUGAGCUGAUUUCUAACCAUCAACAGGAUACCAGCAAGAUUUUGUCACAAAUGCUACAGAAAGCAUCACAUGGAAAGAAACCAAAGUUCCUCUUUUAUUACACACACCUGUGUCAACAGCCACUGUUAUAACCCAUCCAAAUUCAGUACCUGCAGGCAAAAUGGGGAAAAUGAUUGGAUUGCAAGAAACUUAGGAAAAAGUGGUAAUAGAUUUGGAAUUGAAUGUCCAAAAGGACAUUUAAUCUUAAAGAUACAGUUCAGGAUUUGGUAAAAAAACAACUAGAAAACAAAAAGGUAAAACCAGCACAGCAAUCUAAUUCUGUAUUGACACCAAAUUAUAUGUUGAAUUGUAUUAUAAGACUCCAAGCAGUUAUAUAGAUGAUAACAAAUAAAGCUGCUCAGAUACUGGAAUUAAUAUCAAGUCAGCAAAGCUGAACAAAAACUGUAGUGUAUCAGAAUAGGUUGGCUUUGGACUAUUUAUUGGCUAAAGAAGGGGGUGUUUGUGGAAAGUUUAAUAUAUCAGAUUGUUGAAAAUUGAUGACCACGGAGAAGUCAUUCUAGAAAAAGCAAAAGAUAUCAGAAAAAAUAUAAAAAAAUAUAAGCCUGGUACCAGUCCAAAUAUUAAAAAAACAAAGUUAAAACCUAGCUGGUGGGGUAAUGUAUUAGAGAUAAAAUGACAGAAGAAAUUAAGAUUUUUCCUUUUAUGUGUUACAAUUGUUUUGAUAUUUCUUCCUUGUUUAAUACCCUGUUUUAUUUUGCCAGCAUAGUUCAGAAGAUGCAAGUAGACAAAAAAAUAUUGCUCAAGCCAAAUAAUUUACAAAGAAUAAAAGGGGGGAAUUGUUAAAAAUGCAUAUUUUAUGAUUGGCUUUUCGCAAAUAUUAAAAUGAAUAUUAUAUGUGUAGGAAUGUGCCCCCUGUUGACAGAGUGACAAAACUAUCCUUUGUCCCCUUAAAAAGGAAAAAAGCCCAGAAGUUUCUCUCCUCGAUUAAGUAGAAAGACACCUCAUAGGACCCAGGGGACUUCACCUCAAACUUAAGGAUAGCUAACUGAAUAGGAGCCAAAAAGUCCCGCCUGGGCAAUUUACUAGAAAAAGAAGAGAACAAAGAAACUAGUCGCUUUUGUGAGGUGUUUUACCAGGGGAAGGAGGGCCUCUUGCACCUGGAUCGGUUUCUCUCUGUAAAGAGUUUAUUUUGCCUUUUAUUAAAACCUUUUUGUUUCCAACACUGCAACAGAAGCCAUCCUGCUGAUUUUAUGCCUUCUAAGGUAGCUGAACUAUCUUGGGUGUGAAAUAGACCUCCAAGAGCUUAAGAGACCUGGCUCAAGGAGGCUCCUAUUUCAUAUAUGUGUUAUGUUAGAAAGUUAUGCUGUAUUAAUUUUCUUAAGUAGUGUGUUAAACAUAGUUUUGGGUUAUAACAUAAUGCUAAAAUAGAAACUAUGCUAUGUAAGAUACUUUUUAAAGAGAGGAAUGAGGUAUUCACACUGAGAUAGCAGCCACAGGACACCUAAAUCUUUCAGAGAAAAAAAAAAAUUAUUGCUCCCUUAUCAGAAGAAACUAACUUCUUCCCACCUCAUUCAGCUCUGAAGAUGCCAUCAGGAUUAAGAGGAAGAAGUUGACAGUGACCAGACAGAAUCCUGUGUUUGAAUGGAAUUUAUGCAUCAUGUAUGAGAUGUAUGAAUAUGCAACAGGCUAUUGCUUCUAAGGGUUAAUCCUCUGUCAACGUGUGUCAUUUUUUGGGCUUAUUUUGCCCAGAAAGAGGUACCUGGACUGUCCGUAACUCUUUGUUUUUAUUGUCUCGUAUUGUCCUAAAUCCUAAUUGUCCAAAUGUUUAUUACUCUAAUUUUAUUACUAUUUUUAUAACCAUUUUAUUACUAUUAAAAUUUUAAAAUUUUAAAAACAAGUGAUUGGCAUUUUUCACAUUGUUAUGAUUGAUUUUUGUUUCGUCUCAGUGAUAUUAACUUUAAGUUCUUGUAGACAUACAUUAUUAAGGUUAAGUUUUAGUGAAGUUGAUUUUAAAUUUUCUUGAAGUAUACCUGUUUGAGUUAUAAUCCCUUUGCUAUACUAGUGAAUGACAAAGUCUGAAUGAAUUUUUGUCAAAAUUUGCUCAUUUAAAUUACAAGAUAACGCAAUUUUGUUAUAGAAGUAAGAACAAUUUUUGCUAUUUUAUUUUUUAUAAGUAGUACUGAAGAAUGAGUCUUUGUAUUAUGACUGUUAUUAGUUAUGAGUUAUUUAAUACUUUAUUUUUCCUUUUUUGCUUUAAUGUCAUAUAUGUCUAGGAAAAUAUAACCUCAAUUUCUUAAGACAAUUUCUACUGAUAUAUUAAGUAACCCUGAUUAUGCUGUUAAUUUAAUGAUGUGAAUUCACUGACUUUAUAACAAGCAUUACUUUAUUCAUUUGCUAGUUGUCUAUGGUACCAUUGACUAAUUAACGAUAAAUGAGAAAGCCAGCUACUUUACAAACCUUCACUUAUUGUUGUAUAGGUAUUUAUAAGACAUAUAUUAUUUUUCUAACUACUAUUACUAAUAAGUUUCUAAAAUAUAUUAAAAAGACUCUUCCAGUUAAAAGCCUGGACCCUGGCCAAGUCCUGGCCUUAACUAGUAGAGAAAAUUUUCUGCACCAAAAUUAUAUUCAAGUAAUUUUGACUUACUGAAUUUGGUCCUAUAAUAGCUAAACCUCCUUUUAAGGUGAACUUGGAAAUCUUACCUGGGAAUGAUUUUCCAAACCCUCACUUUAAAAAAGAAAGCUUGCCAAUUACUACAGGCUCUAAAUAAUAGUACAAUAUUUAGGAAAUUGAUAAUGUAGUUUUAAAUCACCAUCCUAUUUUUCAUGUGCUACUAAUUGUAUCUAUUAUCUGAUUUAUUUUUACUUAGUAUGUUUUUUUUUUGUUACAUAUUGUUAUGCUUUUAUGUUACCUUCAUGUUCAUAACGAGAAACACACGUUAUUAAAAAACAAAAAUUAGGGGGAAUAUAGCUCCUCCAGAACUUUACACUAAUAACAAAAAUAAAUUUUUUUUGAAAGAAAAUCAAAUAAUAUCAAAUUGAAUCCCAUACCUUCCUGAAACACUCUUGGAACCCCAAGAAUUAGAGUUCCUGGGUUCUGUGAAAUUGGAUUUUUAUGUUAAUUUUAAAUACAUGGGAAAAAAAUCCGUCUAAAGCUUGGGAUGUUUCUCCCUAUCACCCCGUGUAUAAGAAUCAAACCUUUUGGUAUAAUUACACUUCUGGCAGCCUUUCUAAAUCCAUUAAUGCAGACGCCAUGAGGAAUGUUUUUAGUUUAUAAAGACCAAGCCUGAGCCUUUUAGUGGCUCGAGUUUUUAACUAAAAAAUUCUUUUUAGGAUAGGCAUGUAUGUGGUAAUUUUGAUUAUAAUUGUAUUAAUCAUGAUACCUUUCAAUGUGUGCAGAGAUUAAUUAAUAAGGCUAUUAAAAGAGUAUUUUUGGUCGAAAGGAAAGGGAGAGAUGUUGGAAUGUUGGGGGACACAAGACAGAUUAUGGACUUUGGACCUGGUUAACAUAAGAGAUUCGAUAACAGGAUGCCUUGGCAAAAGCAAAUGGAACUUUGAAAAUUAGACCUAGAUUGCAAGAAGAUUAAAUCAAACGGGUUUACCGGAAAAAGAAAAUCCCAUUAAACUCUGCAAGCAAGAGAUGUUGAUAUAUGCAUGUUUGUGUAUGUGAUUGUAACCUAAUCAUUGUAGUACACUUUACUAUUCUCCCUGAUACAGUAUAUAAGCGUUUGUAUCCCACAAUAAAAUCGAAUU